Messenger RNA from Phyllotreta striolata, 1234 nucleotides. The record is from the annotation of a GenBank genome assembly. NCBI's taxonomy places the organism in Eukaryota, Metazoa, Arthropoda, Insecta, Coleoptera, Chrysomelidae.
AUUGACAAUUACAUUUGUGAAAAAAAUUUCAACCGUAUGUUUGUUGUGUCCGGGAAGCGUGAUGAUCGAACCCAAAGAAAGCCCAGUAAUACUCUCGCCCAAAGAUGAACAGCGAGUCAUGUUCGAAAAAGCCGGACAGAUGCUGCAGAAACUGGCUCUCGAUGCAGCGAAAGAAAAAACGUUGAACAUUGAGGAUUUCGAAUUGGACGAAUUGGUAGUCUCCGAAGUCGAUCAAAAAAAUGAGGAUUCGAGUAAAUGCAGUGACGGAAAUUCGAGUAAAUUCAGCGAUGAAAAUUCAAGUGAAGAAGAAUCCAGCGAAGGGGUAACAUUUGCUAAAGGAACGUCGAAAAGUAUGUUUAAAAGCGAAGAAGAUACUGAAAAUGAUAAUGAAGAGCAACGAGAAUCUGUAAUUGAUUCUAUUAAAGACGAACAAGAAGAAGAAAAAAUUGGAGAAACAGAUUACACAAACGAUGAAAACAUGGAAACAAACGAUAUAGAAAAAGAUACCGAAAAUUCCAAUGAAAAUGACAUUUGUAAAUUAGAUAAGGAAUUUGACAACGAAGUAUCUGAAACUAAAGCAUACGAGGACGAAGCAAUGAAUUUGUUGUUAUCAACGGCGGAAUCACGACAAAACAUAUUGCUGAAGAAAAUAUUAAGUUUGAAAACGACAGCAGAAACUUUAAAGGAGCAACUGAGAAAAGAAAAACAAUUAUUGCAAGAAGAAAUUACCAAAGUAGUAGAUUUGAAAAAUACCGUAGAGAACAUGCCGCUACAGAAGCAGCUCUCACAACCGCAUUUAUUACUGAACGAUGAUAACAUCGACGAAAAUAUGGAAAUGUUUAAGGAUCACAAAAAUUAUACUAAUUAUAUGAUGAAUUACGAGCUGGAAUUAAAGCGCAAAAACUACAAGAGUUGGCUCUCUGAAAUCGCCUGUGAAUGUGACAAGCAAUUAAGCGCUAUUCAAGACAACUUAUCCGUCCUCAAACCACUGAGAGAAACUGCUUCAAAAUGGAGCGACAGCACCGGAGAUAUGCUAGAAGAAGAAGAAGAAGGAAUCACGGUUGCCUGUGAGAAAGGUAUAGAAGAAAUCCACGAAGAUAGUGCGAAGGGAAAGAAAGAAUGCGAAAUUUCAAUUGAGGCGGAAAUUAACGAUGAAUCCCAAGCGGAAUGCAGUGAUGAGAAUAUACACGAACAAAUUGAAUUAAUCAUUAAAAAUGAUGAUGAAAAUGUGUAA